CCUAGCUCCCGCGCCGCAGAUGGCGAACCGGGCGGCCCAGCUCGCGGGCGUGCUCCAAGCCUGCAUCAAGCGGAACCCAAAGCCCAGCCGCGCCCACGCCAAGGCUGCACACGCGCGCGUCCUCGCCGGCGGCCUCGCCGCCGACACCUUCCUCCUCAACCGCCUGGUCGAGCUCUACUCGCUCUCCGGCCUCCCGCGCGACGCCCUCCGCGCCUUCCGCACCCUGCCCCACCCCAACGCCUACUCCUACAAUGCGGCGCUCUCGGCGGCCAGCCGCGCGGGCGACCUCGACGCGGCCCGGACGCUGCUCGACGAAAUGCCCGAGCCGAACGUCGUCUCCUGGAACACCGUCAUCUCCGCGCUCGCGCGGUCCGAGCGCGCGGGCGAGGCGCUGGGCCUCUACGAAGGGAUGCUGCGGGAGGGCCUCGUCCCGACGCACUUCACGCUCGCCAGCGUGCUCAGCGCUUGCGGCUCCAUGGCCGCGCUCGAGGACGGGAGGCGCUGCCAUGGGCUCGUAGUCAAGGUCGGGCUUGAAGAGAAUCUGUUCGUGGAGAACGCGCUCCUUGGCAUGUACACCAAGUGCGGCAGCGUCGGGGAUGCUGUGCGGCUGUUCGACCGGAUGGCUCGCCCGAACGAGGUGUCGUUCACGGCGAUGAUGGGAGGGCUGGCACAGACUGGGUCCGUGGACGAUGCGCUCAGGUUGUUCGCCAGGAUGUGCAGGAGUGGGGUACGAGUUGAUCCCGUGGCCGUGUCAAGUGUUCUGGGCUCGUGCGCACAAGCUGGCGCCAGCGAGUUCAAUGUUCUUCGCGCGUUCCAGCUUGGGCAGUGCAUUCACGCCUUGAUCGUCAGAAAAGGCUUUGGGGCAGACCAGCAUGUGGGGAACUCCUUGAUCGAUAUGUACACCAAGUGCAUGCAAAUGGACGAGGCUGUCAAGGUGUUCGACUCAUUGCCCAGCGUCAGUAUUGUUUCUUGGAACAUCCUUAUAACUGGAUUUGGCCAGGCGGGCAGUUAUGAGAAGGCUUUGGAAGUAUUGAACAUGAUGGUAGAGUCGGGCUCUGAGCCCAAUGAGGUCACUUACAGUAACAUGCUCGCGUCCUGUAUUAAGGCGAGGGAUGUUCCAUCUGCUCGUGCAAUGUUUGACAAUAUAUCAAGGCCGACUUUGACUACGUGGAACACACUUUUGUCUGGUUACUGCCAGGAGGAACUGCAUCAAGAAACAAUCGAGUUGUUUAGGAAAAUGCAGCAUCAAAAUGUGCAGCCUGACCGAACAACUCUGGCCGUGAUCCUCAGUUCAUGCUCAAGAUUGGGGAAUUUGAACCUUGGAGCACAAGUUCAUUCUGCUUCAAUAAGACUCCUGUUGCAUAAUGACAUGUUCGUCGCUAGUGGUUUGGUCGAUAUGUAUGCAAAAUGUGGACAGAUUAGUAUUGCCAGGAGCAUUUUCAACAGGAUGACAGAGAGAGAUGUGGUGUGUUGGAAUUCCAUGAUCUCAGGUUUGGCUAUCCAUUCUUUCAACAAAGAGGCCUUUGAUUUCUUCAAGCAGAUGCGACAAAAUGGAAUGAUGCCCACAUCCUCCUCCUAUGCUACCAUGAUUAAUUCAUGUGCAAGACUUCCUUCCGUACCUCAAGGUAGGCAGAUACAUGCACAAGUUGCGAAAGAUGGUUAUGAUCAGAAUGUCUAUGUGGGUAGUGCCCUGAUUGAUAUGUAUGCUAAAUGUGGCAACAUGGACGAUGCACGUCUUUCCUUCGACAGCAUGGUGACUAAGAAUAUAGUUGCAUGGAAUGAGAUGAUACAUGGAUAUGCUCAGAAUGGUUUUGGAGAAAAGGCCGUUGAACUAUUUGAGUAUAUGUUAACUACAGAACAGCGGCCAGAUAGUGUCACUUUCAUUGCCGUCCUAACAGGAUGUAGUCACUCCGGGCUCGUAGAUGAAGCCAUUGCAUUCUUUAAUUCCAUGAAGAGUACUUACAGAAUUACACCACUGGCUGAGCAUUACACUUGUCUCAUAGAUGGAUUGGGGCGAGCGGGUCGGCUUGUUGAAGUGGAGGCACUAAUAGAACAGAUGCCAUGCAAAGAUGAUCCUAUAGUGUGGGAAGUUCUACUUGCUGCAUGUGCUGUACAUCACAAUGCUGAAUUGGGGGAAUGUGCCGCGCAGCACCUGUUCCACCUUGAUCCAAAGAACCCAUCACCCUAUGUUCUCUUGUCAAACAUAUAUGCUUCCUUAGGCCGACAUGGGGAUGCAUCAGGCAUUAGGGCAUUGAUGAUUAGCCGUGGAGUUGUCAAAGGUCGUGGAUACAGCUGGAUAGAUCACAAGGAUGAUGUUCGUGCCUUUAUGGUUGCUGAUGAUCUUCAGAAGGACAGUGGAGAAUCUAAAAUGUUCAGCAAUCAAGAGAGUGCUGCUGGGGUUACAGAAGUACACCAGAAAGAGACAUGUGCUGGUUGAUUUGGGCUUUUUGAUAUCAGAUGCACUGGUGAAUCUGUUUCAGUGAUAGCUGAAUUCAGUAGUGCCACUUCUGUGCAAUUUGCUUGAGAGCCUCAAGCUUUACUGUUGUAUGUAGCUUCAUGUAUCUGGAAGAUGGGAAACACAGUCUGAAUGUUCAGUAGAAAGAAUAUGCAAGACAGGAAUGGGUUGUGUUGCAGAUUAGGUGCUAAUGAAAUUAUAUGCUCGGUUCAUGUCAUUACGUGGUGCAGAGCUUCAUCUUAAUGAGCAUGCACUACGAUGAGUUGUGCAUUUGAGAGCGCAAAAGCAAUUGUUGCCCGGUUAUACGAGGGAUGCAAUGACUGCAUUCAUAGCUUCGGAAUGGUUGAUUUAAGAGCCAGUGGAUAUAACUUUUGGAUAAUCAUUAUCUGGCUUCGCUUCUCACUCUGUCCAAGAUCCGUCGUAAACUGGAAUGUCAUGCUUCCCAAUUCUAUAGAGUCCCUGUAAAGAAAUAUUGUUAGACACCUGCUUGGCAGAGUCGAUGUCUCAGUGAUAAUAUCCAAGAACAUGCCAGAUUUCUAGACCAGAGCAAAGUAUGCAGGCAGUUACACCAGAUCCGCAUGUGAUGACUAUCGGUUGAUCAAAGUGAAGUCCCUGAAGAGACAUCAAACCGGGUGCUAUUAUUACUGUUGCUUGGUGAAACUUUUGUACUCAUGUACACAUCUGAUAGGCCCAAGAAAUGAUUGCCUCUUAGGGAGAAGCAUUGGUGCACCAUCAAUCAUUUGGGAGAAGACUAGCAUUGUCAUAUUCUUAGCCUUUUAUGGUUAUCCAAGUAUAUAUAUAUUAUCUUAUAAUGAUAUCGGCACUAUACCCACCUCAGGGAAUGGAAGACAUUUAGCUCCAGUAGAUGCAACAAUAGAGGGGGAAAGGAACUUCUAGGUAUAUGACUUUGGUAUGCUGCAAUGUGGAACUCUGUAGCGAAAUCCUCAUUGGCGGGAUGAUAACAAGGCCGAUGCGCCCCUAGGUGGGAAAAGAACCGGCGAUGGUCUUUGGCAUCCUCCGUGUGUGUUUUGUGUUGCCAUGACGAAGACCGCUGUUGUUCCUUCCGCGACAGUGUUCGAGUCUGAAGAUGGUUAAGUCGGAUUUGUUGUUCCUGUCUAUACCAUCUAUUUUGUUUUCCCGUAGGAUUAUCAUAUUCACAAGUGUGGGUCGGUUCCUUUUGUAAUACUUGUGUUUGUUGUCUACAUCUUUCUGAAUUAAGACUUGUGUGGAAAUCUGAGAACUGAAGGUUACCAGAGGCUCUGGUUACGGUGCAAGGUGUGCUAACGAAUUUCAGUAUGUGAAAUUUUGUGUGAACUGGGGUUUCAUGAAGUUGCAUGAAUCGUCUUUGGAACGUCUUGGUUAGCAAUCUCCGACACUGUGCUUUUGUCAAACACGAUAAUACAAGAUGCAAGCAAAUGCACAGGGUUUCUCAAAAGUAAAAGUAAUAUUGCGCUUGUGUUACGAUUCGUUUCAGGACUGUAGAUAAAGCCAGUGGACUGCAACAUCUUUGAAACAAGAUUAAUAUGAACAUCCAGAUGCACAGCCAUGUCAGUGCACCUGCAGUCGAUGUCGAUGCUCAGCAGAGGAUUAAUACCACAAUGAGGCGACUGGGGGCAGCGACGCACAGUUGUUCUUUUCAUUCAGAAGAUGGAAUAUGAGUUCCAUUAACUGUGACUCCAGCCAAAUCACCUCUGGUCUGCUAUAUAUGCUGUCUCAAGAUCUUGGCACAGACCUGCAAUGAAGCCUGUUGUCAUGUGCAGUGCCCUUCUCAGCGCAUUGCAAGAGCACAGACCUCUCAAGAGAAACACUGAAAUAUAAGAAUGUGAAACAACAUCAAUUAAUCAUGCGAAGGAAGCUGAUAUCAGUAAGUACUUCCAUGAAACAACACAGUCUCAUACUCUGUAUAUGUUUUUAACACCUCAAUGGCAGCAAUGGCCGCGGAUAAAAGCAUGAUGCUCUGUUGUAUGUCAGUUUCAUGUGAUACAAUCUGAAUUAAGUACACAUCUAAUGCUCUCAAAGUUAAGGCUGAAAUGACUACAUGAGGCAUAGAAGUGUUGAUCCGAGCAAAUUCAACAUCGUCGCUGUUUCAAUGUACUCCCCCUGUCCCAAAGUUCUUGUCUUAGAUUUGUCUAGAUACGGAUGUAAAAUUUUGGGACGGAGGGAGUAUCAGAGAAUGGAGAUUUCAAUGGGCUGAGUUAGAAAGGUGAUAUAAAA
This is a messenger RNA of Triticum urartu, 4669 nucleotides long. The record is from RefSeq and is a predicted model, not a curated record. NCBI's taxonomy places the organism in Eukaryota, Viridiplantae, Streptophyta, Magnoliopsida, Poales, Poaceae.